AUGCAAAGGCUUACACCGGCCAUUGUCUGCGGCGUACGUUAUCUACUCUUCUUGUUGGAGCAGCCGAGGGAUACAUCAAAAAACAAGAUUGCUCAUAUGAUUACCACUUCUGUAACUUUAAUUGAAAAGGUAAAAGAGAAUAAUUAUUUAAUAGUUUCAUAUCAAAAUGAGCAAAUAAGAAAAGAAUCUUCACUUUCGAACGUUGGCCAAGCGUAUCAUUCUGUUUUUCGUUCGGCAUUAUUUUCGGGAAAAUUGGACGACUAUAUGGGUGCUACCUCCGCGGAGGUACUAUAUUGCCAAUCGUUGCGACUUCCAGGAGAGCUGUUAACACCACGAAUCAAUGAGGGCGACAACAUCAACGCGGAGACAUUUGUUAAACAGCUCAGGCAGCGGUUGCUGGAUAUAAGGCCUGCUGUCAUCACCCGUCAUGGUGACAAGAAGACCUUGCGACGGCAGGGCAAGUAUUCAUCCGCCACGACGGCCCUAAGAAACCUCUCCAACAACAGGGGCCGUAUCGGGUCGUUAAUCCGAGAAAUGAAUGUCAAGGGAAAAAUACUACGGUUUCAAUCGAUCGGCUAAAACCCGCAUAUACGUUGUCCGAUAACAUCAAAGAACCAGCCACCAGCAGCGCCUAACGCACCAGACGUCCCACCAGCACGCGUCCCAGCCCUUCCGGCAGCGGUCUACCCACCAGCCUCCACCAUAAUUCAUCGACAAACGAGAUCCGGCAGACGGGUACGGUUUCCCGAUCGCUUCCAAUCCGGAGUCUCGUGAUCUUCAUCACUGGCAGGGGAGUGAUGUGGGGACUAAACCCUUAAUUAGGUAGUAAAUAUUUUAGUACCCGGAGCCGUUUCUUUCAACACAGCAAAAUUUUCCAUCACUUGCAAACACCC
Brassicogethes aeneus is the source of this 893-nucleotide messenger RNA. NCBI's taxonomy places the organism in Eukaryota, Metazoa, Arthropoda, Insecta, Coleoptera, Nitidulidae. The record is from the annotation of a GenBank genome assembly.